ACGCAUAAGACACGAAAGAAUGCGCAUGCGCCCCAAAUCAUAAUAAUCGCCAUUUUUUCUAUAACACCUUCAAAACCUAGCAUCAAGAUGACAUCGUUUGGCGAUCAUUUUUGGGGAGAGAAAAACAAUGGAUUUUUUGUUUUGAAUCAUAAUAUGAAACAAGGACAAACAUCAUCCAAAGAAUUCAUAGAUUUUCUCAGAGAAAGUUGUUCAGUAGAAGAGACAUACAGCAAACUCUUGAACAAGUUAGCCAAGUCUGUGUCAAACAACACACACGCAGGCACAUUUGCUCCUUUCUGGAAUGUUUUAAAGACAUUAGCAGAAAAGAUUUCCACUCUCCAUGUUCAACUGGUGCAUUCUCUUACGGACCUCAUAAAGGACGUGUCACGAUACAAUGAUGAACAAAGCAAGAAGAGUAAAGCGGUGAAGGAGCGUGAAUCUAGUACUUUGGAGACAGUAAACAGCAUUCAGCAUACAACGACAGCCCUUCAUAAGGCGAAGGAAAUAUAUCACACAAGAUGCCUCGAGUUGGAACGAUUGAAGAGGGACGGGUCGUCACAAAAAGACAUUGAGAAGGCAGAAACAAAGUACAAGAAAGCAAGUGAUGACUACAGGACUCUGGUAGAGAAAUACGGAAAUGUCAGAAAUGAGUUUGAGACAAAAAUGAUGGACUCAUGUAAAAGAUUUCAAGAGUUGGAGGAAGAGCAUAUCUGCCAGAUGAAGGAUUUUGUCGAAACAUUCGCGAAAGCCUGGGAAAAUGAGCAUGUGAUGCUGGGACAGGUUCAUCAAGAAUUCCGCCAAAGUUGUGAUGAACUGACUGUCCUCAAACUCCUGGAAACUUUCAUCAAUUCUAAAAAGACGGGCGAGGAGAAACCAGGACACUUGGGGUUUGUGGAGGCGGAUUUAUCCAGUCUGCCAUCCGCACGUCCUAUGUCACCUGACCCCAACGAUAAACGUGACAGCAUCUCCGAGAAAUCCCGUCAAGAUUUAACUCUGUUCUCCGACUCUAGCGGGAGUCCCAGCCCUGUCCCCUCGGACCAGCCUGGCCCGCUCAGCCGCAGCGUAAAACUCCGCGUCUCCAGAACAUGGUUUCUCAAAAAUAAAAAGAAGAAAGAAAAGAAAAAGAAAAAAAAAGAAAAAGAGGAAAAAGAGGCUCAGUCCUCAGACACCCAGUCUGUCGAUACAACAGAGGGGACUACACCGGAUGUGGAUGAAGAGGGAUACUCCAUUCGACCAGAGGAUCCGAUGGAAAACAGCUGUGACAAAAACAGCUGGUCAAGUGAGAGUGACAGUGACUCAGAUGACGAAUCUAAAAGGAAAAUCAAAGUAGCGAUUCGGCCAUUAAGUCCUAACGGUAACAUGUCGGGGACGGUGGACGACAUCAAAAACUCGGUCAGUCAGCUGAGGCUGUCCCCCACGGCAGGCCUGAGAAAAAGAACCACCACUCCAAUAGACAAAAAGAUGAUGAAGCGAUCCCAGUCGGAAUCGGAUACUCUCGACCCGGGAAAGCCCAGUCAGGACCUGUUAAAUCUGGACUUCUUUUCGUCGUCGAGUGCUUCCACCCAAUCAGGUAGUCGCUUUCACCUGCCCUCUCCCUUGUCUCCUAUGGCGGACUCCAGUCUACAAAAUAGCACCACUCAUAGCACUGCCUCCACCCCACUCAACAAUUUCAAUGUAAAUGAUGUACUGAACCACAGUAAUGGAUCACAGGACAGCUCACUCCCCGGCCCGCCCCCCUCCAUCCCUCAGAGACCAGCCCCCCAGCCCCGGACUAAGUCCAUCCCACCCCAGGUUCCAUCUCGCCCAAUCUCGGGCCGCUCCAGUCCCGCCAACUUCAUGUCUAGGUCAGAAAGCUCAGGCAGUGUGACCUUCAACACGACCUCCAUGCCUGUGGGGUCCUCACGUGGCCCGAGUCCACUCACCAUCGGGAUGUCCGACACCAUUCCGCUAGCCAUCGCUUUCACUGAAACCAUCAGUGCCUUCUUCAAAGGAACAGAUGCAACAAGGUCGACUUCAAAAUGUAUAGUAAAGAUAGCAGGAAAUGUGAUGAUGUCAUUUCCCGCUGGGGUUGUUCGAGUUUUCACAGAAAAUCCAAAUCCUGCGUUACUAAGCUUCAAACUCAAAAAUGUUUCAAAGAUGGAGAACAUCUUGCUCAACAAACAGCUGGUAGAGCAGGACACAAGUUACCAAGAACAGGACACAAACCUCUACACAUUCAACAUGACCGCUUUGAUGGACCAUCUGAAACACCAGGGGGAACAAAACAAAUCUGCCUCCUACUUCAAUAUCGACAUUCUGAAAUACCAGGUCCUGACCCAGCCCGGGGUGGAGAGUACACCACUACCGGUAGUAGCCUAUUGGAAGUGCGAGGAUGACACGACGGACUACCGCCUGGAUUACAAAUACAACCCUACCUCCAUGUCAUCACGCUCCACCCUAAAAAACGUCAUGGUAACGGUGGGGGUCAGUGGAGGGGUCAGCAACAUGCAGAGUCUUCCUUCGGGAGAGUGGAACGAGGAGAACCAGCGGGCAACGUGGAAGUUGAACGACUUGUCGGAGCUGAGCGAGGAGGGAAGUCAGGGUAGCAUUAGAGCCAAGUUUGAGCUGAAAUCCGGUCCAUCGCGACCAUCUACCUCUGCCAUCCAGUUCCUGUGUGAGGGGGCGUCGCUGUCCGGACUGGACUUAGAGCUAGUGGGGCCCGGGUACAGGGUUUCGCUACUGAAAAAGAGAUUCGGUGCAGGUAAAUAUAUUGUGGACCCAGACCCUCCAGUUUGACCGCGUGUUUAACUUAGUAUUAUCAAAUUACCAGUGGGGUGACUAGAGACAAUUACCUCAUUCAUAAACUAGUCAGUUUACCACAAUGCACCUCACCUACAGAUGAUGAAGGAAUAUUCCAGAAUUCCAUGUAAAGUUUGCAGAUGAAAUGUGGAUGAUUUCUCCCUACGACUAGACAGGGGGUCUAAGUCUUGUCUACUUACCAUGAACAUUUUUAACUGUCGCAACAAACUGUGAUAUUCAUUUCAUUUACAUUUGCAAUUUUUAUUUUGUAAUUUGUGUUCGACCACUAUUUUAAUUUUAUGUUAUGAGUAAUUACAUUGUACAUUAUUUAAAAUCAUGAUGUUUAUCAAGAGCAGUGCUAACUGGAAAGUGUUAUGAUGUUGGUGUGAUUCGGUCAGUACCGGACAUAUUAGAGUGGCCGGGCAUUGGAUUGUCCACUCUGCAUUUUGUGUGUAUCUCAUAAUUGAUAAAAGUGCUACAACUUCAUUCAAUUCUUUUAGGAUUAGGAAUAAUUUUAUUGUCCUGUGAAGAUGUGUGUAUAAAGAAAAUGUUGCAUCGUGGUUAUGUUUAGCCCUGGGCAUGUUUUGAUUGUGCAAUAUCUCAUUUUGUUUUCAUGUUUCUUCGUUACAGUGUAUUGUUAUCUGCUAGUACUGUUUGUUAGUUUGAUUGCAUUUAGAUGAGUUUGUUAUCAUGAACCUGAUACGUUAUAUAAUGUUGCUUCAUCAGUUAAUUAUUAAUUACUGAUUAAAGACUCAGAGUGUAUCCUGGCAUUGCAGGCAGUGCCGAUCCAUGUACACUGAAUUCCACUCAGCACCACUGACUGCACUAACUCCGAUGUAAAACACUGUAUGAUGACAAUGCUCGGUAUUAAAAUGUUACCACACUUUGUCCAGAAUUUUGUGUAGCUUGCAGUAUAUUACACAGACACGUGCUGUAUGUUUUGUGUGUGUGGUUGGUUUUUUUUUCCAUGUAUGUGGGAGGUUGAUAGGAAAUACAACAAUAUAGAAUCCGUCUCCCUCCUACACCCCCCCCCCCCCCCCAAUUUUUUUUCUACCUUUAUAAAAAAUAAAUGAAGUGAUGACAGUAAUUUGUUGGUGAAGUGAUAAUAAUUUUAUACUCUAGAAAUACAUUCAAACAGUGUCUGCUGUUGUUAGCUCAUUUUAAUUUAAGCUCAAAUGUCAUAGAGAGCUUUUUUGGUCAGAGUUUGUCAUUCUGUUUUUUGGUCAGAGUUUGUCAAUCCGUUUUUAGGUCAGAAUUUGCCAGUCUGUUUACAACUUCUUCUUUUGUCUUAUUCAGAAGCACUGGGCCACUUCACAAAGAGGUCCCAAAAGAAAAAGAUAUCUUAGAUGAGCAUUGAAGUUUUAGCUGAAUUGAAACCAACAAGUGCAUUUGUGUUGAGAUUAGGCCCUCGGCACAUAUCGGUUCAGUUGAGAGCAUAAUGUGGCUCAUAGGCCUUCUGUAAUUUUUGUCUGGUAAAAAUAAGUUCAUAUACUUGCAUGAAAAUUCCUUUCUUUAUGUUAUGACGUAUAGCUUUAUGAUGUUGCACACGGACGUCUGAAAACAUUCCACACGGUUGUACCCUGGGCUUGUGUGACAACAGACGGUGUAGUCUGAAACAGACUGUGAUAAUAUCCAAGAUCAUAUUCCCAUGUACACUCCUUUUAUUAAUCAAUUAUUUAAUCAUUUUUAAAAAAAAAAUGGAAACAUAUAGAUGUCAAUAAACAACACAAAUUCC
Molecule: messenger RNA, 4513 nt
Organism: Ostrea edulis (European flat oyster)
Lineage: Eukaryota; Metazoa; Mollusca; Bivalvia; Ostreida; Ostreidae
Product: F-BAR domain only protein 2-like
Exons: 26
Coding region: 88-2775 (895 amino acids)
Biological process (GO): clathrin-dependent endocytosis; clathrin coat assembly
Cellular component (GO): plasma membrane; cytoplasm; clathrin-coated pit
Source: RefSeq, a predicted model, not a curated record